Messenger RNA from Fusarium fujikuroi IMI 58289, 1503 nucleotides. RefSeq names its product probable beta-glucosidase. NCBI's taxonomy places the organism in Eukaryota, Fungi, Ascomycota, Sordariomycetes, Hypocreales, Nectriaceae. The record is from RefSeq and is a predicted model, not a curated record. Gene Ontology annotation, biological process: carbohydrate metabolic process. The transcript is spliced from 2 exons. Gene Ontology annotation, molecular function: beta-glucosidase activity. Bases 1 to 1503 code for a protein of 500 amino acids.
AUGUCAAAAGAGGCUUCUAUGUUCCAGGCUGGUGACUUGGUCACCAGCUCAGGUACAACCGACGAUCUGACUGUCCAAGAGCUCCCACUGCCAACAGACUUUCGCUGGGGUACCGCCACUGCAGCAUAUCAGGUCGAAGGGGGCGCAAACCAAGAUGGCAAAGGCCAAUCCAUCUGGGAUACCUACACACAUCUCGAGCCCCCGCGAACCAAUAACGGAGAGACUGGUGAUGUAGCAUGCGACCACUACAAUCGAGUGCCCGAGGACAUUGAGCUUAUGAAGGCUUGCGGCGUUGACGUUUAUCGCUUCUCACUAUCAUGGACACGUAUCAUUCCGCUCGGAGGCCGCAACGAUCCUAUCAACGAGAAGGGAAUAGCUUUCUAUAACGAUCUCAUCGACCGAUUGCUGGCGCACGGGAUUGAGCCUGUGGUGACAUUAUAUCAUUGGGAUGCACCACAGACUCUUUACGGUCGUUACAAGGCUUUUCUUAAUACCGAGGAGUUUGCUGCCGACUUUUGCAACUAUGCGCGAUUAUGCUUUGAGCGUUUUGGUGAUCGUGUCAAGAAAUGGAUCACAUUCAACGAGCCAUACAUCAUCUCCAUCUUUGGCCACGUCAACGGUACACUUGCCCCAGGCCAUCGUGCAGAAGACGGUUUCGACACCAAGAAUGAGCCAUGGCGCGUCGGCCAUACGCUGAUCAUAUCGCAUGCUGUUGCUGUUCAGCUCUAUGCGAAGGAGUUCAAGCCUGCGCAACAGGGGGAGAUCUCUAUCGUGCUGAAUAGCCAUUUCUACGAGCCAUACUCCGAUACCCAAGCCGAUAUGGAUGCGGCGCAACGAAGACUUGAGUUCUAUGUCGGAUGGUUUGGCGAUCCCAUUUUCCUUGGAGAAGAUUAUCCCGUCUCGAUGCGAAACUACCUAGGUGACAGAAUCCCCCAUUUCAGCAUUGAGGAGCGCAACCUCCUUCGAGCGACAGCUCGUCUUAAUACCUUCUAUGGCAUGAACCAUUACUCGACAAAGUUCGCCCGCGCUCUCCCCGAUCUUCCCUCCGAAGACGACUGGACAGGCAAUAUUGAGGAGGGAGCAGUCAACGGAGCAGGACAGGAAAUAGGGCCCGUAUCCCAGUUCCAAUGGCUCCGUGUCGCACCCAAUGGCUUCCGUAAGUUGUUGAACUGGGUCUGGAAUCGAUACCAUCUUCCUAUCAUCGUCACGGAAAACGGAUGCCCAUGCCCUGGAGAACAAGAUCUAAAGGUAGCAAUUGACGACCAGUUUCGCCAGAGAUAUUUCGGUUUGUAUCUGGAUGCUAUCUCGCGAGCUGUAUAUGACGACGGCAUUCCCGUUAAAGGCUACUACGUUUGGACGCUCAUGGAUAACUUUGAAUGGUCAGCUGGAUAUCAGCCGAAAUUCGGUAUUGUUCAUGUUGACUUUGAAAAUGGCCUGACCCGCACUCCCAAGAACUCGGCAACAUACCUACGUGAGACUUUCCAGAGAAGGAGGCAGAACUAG